AAAUUUAUCCCCAUUCUUGUCCCACACUUCACUACCCAAUCUAAAUCUAUACACACAUACUGUAUAUACAUAUUCUCAAUACAUCAUAUAUACAUAUUUUAUAAAAUAUAAUAUAUAUAAAUAAAUUAUUAAUCCUUCAAUAUCAUCGCCGCAAAUUCAUCUUUUCCGGCCGUCCGAUCCCACCACUUCUCCGUCGCUCUCAGUAAACCCUAAUGGUAUAAAAUUAAUACUGUAAUAAUUAUAUAGAUUCAUUUCUACUAUUUUUAUUAAUUAAUUACUUUUAUUAUAACAAUUAACUCAGGGUUUGCUUAUAGGACUUACGUAGGGUUCACAUUAGCCUAUAAUUUUAGACUAAUUUAGUAUAUCUUAUCAACUGAUCCGAUAAAUUAGGGUUUGUAAGUUAGUUAUUGAUUUCAAUUGAUUUGGUGGUGGCAUACUUUAUUAAUAAGAUGUUGAAUAAGUUAAUGAAACGUGGUCCGAAAAAGCCUUCGAAAACCGAUACAGAUGUUUACAGUGGUAAUAGUCAGAUUUCUGGUUCUGUUUCCACUUCUAAUGUUGUGGUAAACGACGGUCCUCGAGGUGCUGCGGAUGGUGGAGCCGGAGUGUCCUGUCCAGUGACAUCUGUAGAGGCGUUACCUAUGUUUCGGGAUGUUCCCGUCUCCGAAAGGCAACAGUUGUUUCUCAGAAAGUGUCAUGUUUGUUGCUUUUUGUUUGAUUUUACGGAUACGUUGAAAAAUGUUAGAGAGAAGGAGAUUAAGAGGUUGAAUCUUGUUGAGCUUGUAGAUUAUGUACAAUCAGGGUCAGGGAAGGUUAUCGAGAGUAACCAAGAGGAGAUGAUUAAAAUGAUUAAGUUAAACAUUUUUAGGUGUUUACCACCGGGUGCUCAUGAAAAUACCGGGUCUGUUGGUAUUGAGGCAGAUGAAGAUGAACCGUAUCUUGAACCCUCGUGGCCACAUUUGCAACUUGUUUAUGAGCUUUUGUUAAGGUAUGUUGUCUCGACAGAUACUGAUACUAAAGUUGCUAAGAAGUACAUUGAUAGUUCUUUCGUGUUAAAGCUACUAGAUAUGUUUGAUACAGAGGACCCACGUGAGCGAGAAUAUUUGAAAACUAUUUUACAUAGGAUUUAUGGGAAAUUUAUGGUGCAUCGUCCGUUUAUUAGGAAGGCAAUAAACAAUAUCUUUUAUCAGUUUAUCUAUGAGACCGAAAGGAAUAGUGGUAUCGCCGAGUUAUUGGAAAUUCUUGGGAGUAUAAUCAAUGGAUUUGCAUUGCCAAUGAAAGAGGAGCAUAAAUUGUUUCUUAUGCGGGCACUUAUACCACUUCACAAACCAAAGCCGAUCUCUAUGUAUCAUCAGCAGCUAGCAUAUUGUAUCAUUCAGUUUGUAGAAAAAGACAACAAGUUGGCUGAUACUGUUAUAAGGGGUUUGCUGAAAUUUUGGCCAAUCACUAAUUGCCAAAAGGAGGUACUUUUUCUCGGGGAGCUUGAAGAAGUGUUGGAGGCAACACAACCUGCGGAAUUCCAGCGCUGCAUGGUUCCUCUUUUCAGACAAAUAGCUCGGUGUCUUAACAGCCCUCAUUUUCAGGUUGCAGAACGGGCUCUUUUUAUGUGGAACAACGAGCACAUUGUUAGCUUGAUAGCUCAGAAUCGGACCGUGGUCCUACCAAUCAUCUUUGAAGCUCUAGAGAUGAACAUUCAGGCUCACUGGAACCCAGCAGUUCAUGGACUCACAAGUAAUAUUAGAAAAAUGUUCAUGGAAAUGGACAUGGUAUUAUUUGAGGAGUGUCAGAAGCAGUAUACAGAGAAACAGGCUCUUGCCAAAGUGGCUCAAGAUCAACGUGAACGGAAAUGGCAAAGAUUAGCAGAUAGUGCGGCUGUGCACCAAGUAGGGUGAGAAUUACACUCGAGCCUAUUGGGUUUUCAGUUUCCCCCUACAACCGUACUACACAUCGUGGAUUCAGGUAUAGACAUGGAAUAUUUUUAUAUAUUUUUUCCGAGUAACACGGUGUUGGGGAUUUAGGAUUGGGUUGUGGGGUUUUUUUUUGUUGUAAUCUGCUUUUGGAAAAAAUUAUGGUGAAAAUAGAAGUGUGUAAAAUUAUAUGUACUAAAACUCUCAUGUUUUGCGUUUAUAAGUAGGGUACGUCUAUGGGUACAACGGUUCUAGACGUCAUGAUGUCUGGUUUAGUUAGAUGAUCUAAUCGAAGAAGCUAGUUUGGUUUGGAUUUGA
Messenger RNA from Erigeron canadensis, 2222 nucleotides. Its product is annotated as serine/threonine protein phosphatase 2A 57 kDa regulatory subunit B' beta isoform-like. Gene Ontology annotation, cellular component: protein phosphatase type 2A complex. Gene Ontology annotation, biological process: signal transduction. Bases 450 to 1889 code for a protein of 479 amino acids. Gene Ontology annotation, molecular function: protein phosphatase regulator activity. Lineage: Eukaryota; Viridiplantae; Streptophyta; Magnoliopsida; Asterales; Asteraceae. The transcript is spliced from 2 exons. The record is from RefSeq and is a predicted model, not a curated record.